Micropterus dolomieu (smallmouth bass) is the source of this 2117-nucleotide messenger RNA. It is a transcript of the gene kcna4, whose product is annotated as potassium voltage-gated channel, shaker-related subfamily, member 4. The record is from RefSeq and is a predicted model, not a curated record. Gene Ontology annotation, cellular component: voltage-gated potassium channel complex; membrane. Gene Ontology annotation, molecular function: potassium ion binding; delayed rectifier potassium channel activity; protein binding. Bases 1 to 2076 code for a protein of 691 amino acids. NCBI's taxonomy places the organism in Eukaryota, Metazoa, Chordata, Actinopteri, Centrarchiformes, Centrarchidae. The transcript has a single exon. Gene Ontology annotation, biological process: protein homooligomerization; potassium ion transmembrane transport.
AUGGAGUUUGCCAUGGUGGGUGCGGACGGCGGGUGCAAUAGUCACCUGCCUUACGGAUAUGCCCAAGCUCGCGCACGGGAGAGGGAGCGAGAGAGGGAGCGCCAGGUUGCCCAUUCGAGAGCGGCGGCUGCAGCGGCCGCAACCGAAGGUGUGUCCAGUGGUGAGGGAGGAGGCGGCAGCGGCGGUGGCGGUGGAAACGGCGGAGUGGGGGGGUCCACCUCCACCUCCUCCUCGAGCGCUCAUCUCCUUAACAACCGCCAGCAUCAGUCUCGCGCCGCCUCCUCCGCAAACGCCAACUUGAGCGGCGGCGGUACCGCCUCGCGCCCCUCCUCCUCCUCCUCCUCCUCCUCCUCCUCACAGCCGCCACAGCACCAGCAGGAGCCCGAGCAGCAGAGAGUUCUCAGAGAACGGAAAAAGCAGCACGGCGUCGGACGGUGGAGACGCAGCCGGACGACUCUCGGCGGGGACUUGCGCCACUCGGAGCUGGCGCUGCUCGGAUCCGAGGAGGACAUGAUGAUAGAGGAGGAAGAGGCAGAGGGAGCCGAGGAAGAGGAGGAGGAGGAGGUGGACCGGGGAAGUAAGAGGUCGAGUUUUCUGUGUAACAUGGAUGAUGACGAGGAGACCGUCUCACUCACUGACAGGCGCCCUCAGUCCGGAUACGAAAAUGUUUACAGUGAGUGCGGCUGCUGCGAGAGAGUUGUCAUUAACGUGUCGGGGCUGAAGUUUGAAACUCAGCUCAAGACUCUCACUCAGUUCCCGGACACUCUCCUGGGAGACCCUGACAAGCGAAUCAGGUACUUCGACCCGCUAAGGAACGAAUACUUCUUCGACCGGAACCGACCGAGUUUUGACGCCAUUCUUUACUUUUACCAGUCAGGGGGGCGGUUGAAAAGACCAGUCAACGUCCCGUUUGACAUAUUCUCUGAGGAGGUGAAGUUUUAUGAACUCGGGGAAGAGGCGAUACUCAAGUUUCGGGAAGAUGAGGGUUUUGUUAAAGAGGAGGAAAAACCUCUGCCAGAGGACGAGUUCAAGCGCCAAAUUUGGCUGCUUUUUGAGUAUCCGGAGAGCUCGAGCCCUGCCAGGGGGAUAGCAGUCGUGUCCGUCUUGGUUAUAGUAAUUUCUAUUGUCAUUUUCUGCUUGGAGACGCUGCCGGAGUUCAGGGAUGAAAAAGAGUAUCUACAGCCACGACACAACUCCUCUCAACCUGACCACGGAUUUACUCCUUUCAACGACCCGUUUUUCAUCGUGGAAACGGUUUGCAUCAUCUGGUUCUCCUUUGAGAUUAUAGUCCGUUUCUUUGCGAGCCCGAGCAAACCGGCUUUCUUUAAAAACAUUAUGAACUCAAUAGACAUUGUAUCCAUUUUGCCUUAUUUCAUAACCCUCGGCACAGACCUGGCGCAGCACCAAGGGAACGGGCAGCAAGCGAUGAGCUUUGCCAUCCUGAGAAUUAUCCGCCUUGUGAGGGUUUUUCGUAUCUUCAAACUAUCCAGGCACUCCAAGGGGCUGCAGAUCCUGGGCCAUACCCUGCGCGCUAGCAUGAGGGAGCUGGCCCUCCUCAUUUUCUUCCUGGUCAUAGGUGUCAUCCUGUUCUCCAGUGCGGUGUACUUCGCCGAGGCGGACGAGCCCACCUCUCAGUUCACGAGCAUCCCCGACGCUUUCUGGUGGGCCGUGGUGACCAUGACAACAGUGGGCUACGGUGACAUGAAGCCCAUCACUGUUGGAGGAAAGAUAGUGGGCUCCCUCUGCGCGAUCGCGGGCGUGUUAACCAUCGCACUCCCGGUGCCGGUCAUAGUGUCCAACUUCAACUACUUUUACCACAGGGAGACCGAUAACGAAGACCAGACGCCAGUGGUGGAGAGCAUGCCCCCAAGCUGCCCGUAUUUCCCGGACUUUCUAAGGAAAUUCAAAGGCUCACCCUCUGGCUCCUCACUGGGUGACAAAGCGGAGUAUAUGGAGAUGGAGGAGGGGGUGACAGAGUCGCUUUGCGGGCUGGACAAGAGCCCCAGUAAAGGAAAUGGCACAGACAUAGGCAGGAAAAACAGUACUAACUCAAAAUCCAUUCAGACUGACGUGUGAUUACAAGUAGAGUUUCGUCUUUUUCCUUUUUUUCUAAAGAA